Molecule: messenger RNA, 1099 nt
Organism: Corapipo altera (White-ruffed manakin)
Lineage: Eukaryota; Metazoa; Chordata; Aves; Passeriformes; Pipridae
Product: class I histocompatibility antigen, F10 alpha chain-like
Exons: 7
Biological process (GO): immune response
Cellular component (GO): external side of plasma membrane
Source: RefSeq, a predicted model, not a curated record
UUGUGCACUCCCUGCGUUACCUGCGCGUGGCGGUGUCGGAGCCAGGCCCAGGGCUGCCCCGGUACGUGGCCGUGGCGUCCGUGGACGGGACCCCCUUUGUGCGCUACGACAGCGAGCGGGGCCGGCUGGAGCCGCAGACUGUGUGGAUGGCGGCCGGAGCCAAACCGGGAUAUUGGGACACCGAGUCCCGGAUCAACGGGAGGUACCGGCAAAAGGACCCCGCCCACCUGGACAUGCUGCAGCUCCGGCACAACCAGAGCGGGGGUCUCCACACGCUGCAGCGGGAUUGCGGCUGUGAGCUCCUGUCCGACGGGAGCGUCCGUGGAUCCUAUCGGGAAGGCUACGACGGGCGGGAUUUCCUCUCCUUCGAGUUGGGAUCCGGGAGCUUCAUGGCGGCCGACGGCACUGCCCAGAUCAUCAAGAGGCACUGGGACUCUGAUGGGAUCACAGUGGAGAGGUUGACAAAUUUCCUGGAGCACACCUGCCUGGAAGUGCUCCAGAAACAUGUCCAGUAUGGGCAGGAGAUGCUGGAGAAAAAAGAGCCUCCUGACGUCCAUGUGUCUGGGAAAGAGGAACACGGAAUCCUGACGUUGUCCUGCCGCGCAUACGGAUUCUACCCUGGGGUCAUCGAGAUCAACUGGCUGAAGGGGGAUGAAAUCUGGGAUCAAGAGACGUGGCGGGGCGGGAUCGUUCCCAACAUCGACGGCACCUUCCACAGCUGGGCCAGGAUCGAGGCGCUGCCGGGGGAGCGGGAGCAGUACCGGUGCCGGGUUGAGCACGCCGGAAUGCCGGAGCCUGGGAUCUUUGCCUGGGAGCCGGAAUCCGGCUGGAAUCUCAUCCCAUUGGUGGUCAUGGUGUCCGUCAUCACUGCCAUCAUCAUCAUCAGCCUCAUCCUCAUGAGAUUUGGCAUCUGGAAGCUCCGAUCCGGGAAGAGGGAGAGGAAGAGAUACGUUGUGGCCAGUGGAACAGACGUGGGAACUGACUGCUCCCCGGCAGGAAUCACCACCGCCUGAGCAAUCCAUGGUUACGGUUCCAGAGGUGCCAAAAAUAAGAGCUGUUCCUGUUGUCACUCUGGUUCUCCAGGGGUGUUUCUCUUUCA